Messenger RNA from Fusarium oxysporum Fo47, 663 nucleotides. Its product is annotated as glutathione S-transferase. The record is from RefSeq and is a predicted model, not a curated record. Bases 1 to 663 code for a protein of 220 amino acids. The transcript has a single exon. NCBI's taxonomy places the organism in Eukaryota, Fungi, Ascomycota, Sordariomycetes, Hypocreales, Nectriaceae.
AUGGCAGAAAUGAAGCCGAUCAAAGUGCUGGGAGUCCACGGACCUAAUGCUGGCAAGAUUGUUCUCCUCUGUGAAGAAUUGGGACUCCCUUAUGAGACGGAAAUCAUCCCUCUUACCGACGUCAAGAACCCAAACUACGUCGCUAUCAACCCCAACGGGCGAUUGCCAUCUAUCCAGGACCCAAACACAAACCUCACUCUCUGGGAAUCGGGUGCUAUCAUCGAGUACCUAACCGAAACUUAUGACAAGGACCACAAGCUUAGCUUCACGUCUGGCACAGCUGAAGCCUACCACGCUCGCCAAUGGCUCUUCUUCCAGGCGACCGGCCAGGGACCGUAUUACGGCCAGGCGAUGUGGUUCAUCAUCUAUCAGCCACUUCCCGAAGCUCGCGAGCGCUAUGUCAAAGAGGUUAACCGUGUGACCAGCGUUCUGGAAGGACAUCUGGCUAAGCAGAAGCCUGACGCGGAUGGAAACAUUUGGUUUCUAGGUGGUCGGCUCUCGUAUGUGGAUGUCGCGUUCUUCACCUGGCAGCAUACGGCUGAACCGCGAAUUCCGAACGAGGAGUUUAAUCAGGAUGAUUACCCGCAUGUUAAGAAGUGGGCGGAGAACAUGCUUAAGCGCCCGAGUGUGCAGAAGGUCUUGAAGCUCCAGGAGGCUAAAUAG